UUAACCGCCUCAACUUCUUCUUCUACCUCCACGGAUCCAAACCUUCCACGCAACCCAAUCCGAGCCGCAAGCGAGACCAAUCCCCCCCCGCCGCCCUACUUCUUAUAAUCCGGCAACCGAUUCCCGCAGAAUCGCAACAAGCAGCAGCUCUCCCAGAGCGAAACGCCUCUCGCCGACGACCUCCGAAACGCGCCACCAACCACCAAAGUCCCCUCCUUUUUUCCCGGCCGGCGGCUUCGAUUCCGCGACGGUCAACGAGGGGGGGUCGCGCCAGCCAUGGGUUUGGGAUUGAGAGUGCCGGUCUCCUUCCUCCUCCUGCUGCUGCUCGUCAGCGUGGGAGCUGCGCAAGGCAGGAGCACCACUGUUUUUCUCAAUAUUGAGAAUGAGGCUGGAGAGCAUGGUCAAACCUACAAGGAGCAAAUAAUUUCGAGCAAAAUUCCUGUCCAUGUUGAGAGGGGAAACCCAUUGUGCUCGGCCUGUAAGAACCUUACAAAUGAAGCCGUUAGCUAUCUUAGUCAGAAACAAUCACAAGAUAAGAUGCUGGAGGUCCUUCACGAAGCUUGUUCUCAGACAUUCUCUUUGGAGCAGAAGUGUGUUGAGUUGGUGGACUCCUAUGCGACUCUUCUCUUUGCCAAGAUUGCUGAGAUCAAACCAGACGAAUUCUGCAAACAGCAUGGCCUCUGCAGGGAUACUGCUCUUCUGUCAAUCUCUGGUGUGAAAAGCGAGAGCACGUGCGUGUUCUGCCACCAUCUCGUGGAUGAAGUUAUGUCCAAACUGAAAGAUCCUGAUGCUGAGUUUGAGAUUAUCCAAAUUCUCCUCAAGGAAUGCAACAAGAUUGAAGGUCAUGUGCAGCAGUGCAAGAGACUGGUCCUGCAAUACAUCCCUCUCAUCCUGGUCAACGGCGAGAAGUUCCUCGAGAAGAACGACAUAUGCACGAUCGUCCAGGCUUGCAACACCACCCAAAAGAGCACGGCCCGAUCGUCCUUCGAGGGGGCGUUGCUGAGCGACGCAUGAAUGAAGGGCAGGAAAACGGCCCACACGAAGAAAAAUCGGCAAAAAACAAGGAUGCACAAGUUCUUGCUGUAUUGUACAUAGGGGCUGUUUGUUAAAUUUAAGUGCCUAUUGUUGUUGCCUAGCCGCUCCUGCAUUCAUUCUGUGGAUGACUUGUAUUUAUAAAAGGAGUGGCAAGCUAUGAAUAACUCUGUCAAGUCAAGUUGGUGUGUAUAGUUUAUUUGCACAGCUUUGUACUGCUGUUUCAAUUCCAGUAAUUCUAGUAACAUGAAAGCCAUGUAUUUGCUGGUCAUUACUGUGUUGAGGAGUGGUUAAUCU
This is a messenger RNA of Brachypodium distachyon (stiff brome), 1329 nucleotides long. RefSeq names its product prosaposin. The record is from RefSeq and is a predicted model, not a curated record. Gene Ontology annotation, biological process: lipid metabolic process. Bases 277 to 1014 code for a protein of 245 amino acids. NCBI's taxonomy places the organism in Eukaryota, Viridiplantae, Streptophyta, Magnoliopsida, Poales, Poaceae. The transcript has 6 exons.